CCUACAUUUUGCAAAGCUCACUUUUUUGUAAAGUUAUGUUACAACAAGAACUACUGAAAAAGUAUUUCGUAUCAGCAGUUCACUGGUCUUGGGUUUUGAAACCCGCCUUUUGAAACAUKCCCCCUUCGUACCGUACAUUCUUUCCAACCUUUUGAAUGAAACGUGUGCCUGCGAAAAGCAUCAAGACUACGAGUACGAGUACGAGUACUCACGGAUACUUACGUACGAGUACGAGUACGAGUACAAAAUACGAACUCCUUCAGGUUUCAGGUCACUAUUGAUUUUUGGAACCAGUGCGUAGCUCUUACUACCGCCACAAAAAAUCGAGCCAAACUAACAAAAUUAGUACAGCAACAUGAUAUCGGCAUCCGAUGACAAUAAAACGAGGGCGGAAGGGGAGCAAAGACGAAAACAGACACCAGCACCACAGGACAAGGAUAAGARCAAGAACGCAAAUGACUAURAGAGCACUGUCGAAAAUGAAAACAAAACGUGCUCACAAAUUGUGUCAACGAAAACCACUCUUUCUUCCGAACAAAAAUGCAACGAUGUGGAAACAGAGAAUGAAAAUGCUUACCUGCGUCUUCUGCGGACCAACAAGAAUUUCCGAUACUUUUGGUUGAGUUAUGUCGUGAACCGAAUAGURAGUGAGUCUGUUGCURCGUUUGGUUCCAGUUUGUCUGCUUCRAUUCGAUGCURUACCCAUCGCUUGUCUCUUGACGUACUCUGUUGCGAUUAUUCCUGACGAUUGUCAAUGUUUGAACCCUUUUGCGAAAUGAAACGGAAUACUAGGGGGAAUGGAUGUCCUACCUGGCCUCGAUUUCAUUGAUCCAAGAAGUAACGAACAACAGAAGCGACRACAACAUCAUGAUUUCUAUUUUGUUACUUGUGAAGCUUUUGCCAAACGUUUUUUUUUCUCCCAUUGGAGGAAUAUUAGCGGAUUCCUACGAUCGCCGCAACGUACAGAUUACGCUGGAUGUAGCAUCUUCGUGGGUAUUGGUGGUUUUCUUGUGGUCCUACCACCGGAAAUCGGUACCCAUCUGCUAUCUGGCCAAUUUCCUGCUCGACGUCCUGGCAGGAUUGUACCUGCCGAACAACAAUGCCAUCGUCCCGCAGCUUGUAGGGAACGAUCCGAGCAACACAGAAGAAGAAAACGACGAAGAAUUGAAGAAGGCAACAACAUUGACCGGAUUGACAUGGAGUCUWAUGGCGGCCCUUGGAAGUUCUCUGGGAGGGGUAAUGGUCGCGGUUGUCGGCAUCGAGGGCUGUUUCGUCAUAGAUUCUGUCACGUACUUGAUUAGUGCCGGGUUUUUAUAUUUCGGGGUACAGGGAAAUUACAACGUCAAAUCCAAAAAAAAAACAGCCCAGAGCGUGGGCACUGUUGUCGCCGAUGAAACAYCUUUGUUGCUCGAGGUUCAAAAGGGAUCAAGCGAAGAAACAACACAAGAGGAGGGAGAAAAACGUCAACUCASUGCAACAAACGACGGUGAUGGCAAGAGCGCGGGUACUUUGGCCAUGUUUGUCCGUGGAUUGCAAUUUGCAUUUGUGCAAGAACCGUUGRUGGGAGCCUAUGCAUUGUUGAAAGGCACAGGGGCACUGACAUGGGGCGCUGUGGAUGUUCUAAACGUCACAUUUAGCGAACGAGGAUCCCAAACGAACCCCUCCCUCACGGCCUUAAAGCUCGGGCUGCUCUUUGCGAGCACUGGGRUUGGAUGCAUCGUGGGAUCUGUCAUUACUGACAUAUUUUCCAKCCUGUCGCAUCCGAAAUKCAUCGUUAGGUUGUGUGUGUUGGGCUACCUCGCCAUAUCGAUGGGCCUUAUCCAAAUGUCAUGGUUUCCGAAUGUCUUUUGGAGCAUCUGCCUUUCGGGCAUAGUCCGAUCGAAUGGAGCGGCAAUCGUUUGGAUCAAUUCGACCCUCCUGAUACAGAAAUUCACCCCACCAGAGUUGUUGGGACGGAUUAACAGCAUCGACACAAGCCUGGCACUGCUCGGGGAAGCCCUGUCUGCCUUAGGCGGUGGGUGGUUGAUGGAUCAUAUGGGAGUUUCUCCGGAAGGAUUGGCRAAGAUGCUAUCUCUAGUGGCCCUUUGGCUUGGAAUUUUAUGGAGCCCACUGGCCCUAARAGCGCCAAUUACACCCCAAGAAGCAGAUGGCGGAGACAAAGACGAGAAAGAAUAAUGAUACAUUAGAGCAUCAAAAACGAAUGAGAAUCAACGCAUAUUCAAUAUAUUUUAUCUAGACAGGUCGAUUUGGAACUAUUAUCUAUUAUCAAGCCAAUAUCAGUGCUCGAAAUKGCACUACUAUURAUAACGCUCCUACUAAUAGCGUCAAUAAACGCUGUAAUGCUUG
Messenger RNA from Pseudo-nitzschia multistriata, 2346 nucleotides. Lineage: Eukaryota; Bacillariophyta; Bacillariophyceae; Bacillariales; Bacillariaceae. The record is from the annotation of a GenBank genome assembly.